Perca flavescens (yellow perch) is the source of this 1012-nucleotide messenger RNA. Its product is annotated as beta-crystallin A1-2. Gene Ontology annotation, molecular function: structural constituent of eye lens. Gene Ontology annotation, biological process: visual perception; lens development in camera-type eye. NCBI's taxonomy places the organism in Eukaryota, Metazoa, Chordata, Actinopteri, Perciformes, Percidae. The record is from RefSeq and is a predicted model, not a curated record. The transcript is spliced from 6 exons. Bases 132 to 758 code for a protein of 208 amino acids.
GCGCACACGCGCGAGCACGAAGUUCCCGCGUGGACGCCGGUAUAAAACCGAAGCGCCAGGUUCAGACAAAAGUCUACGUAAAGAGGAUUUGGUGUGUGAGUAGCGCGAGGACAGCGGAGAGCAUCCAGAAAAUGAACAGAUUUACUAAAACCCACAUGACUUCACCCAUGUACUUCCCUGGCAUGGGUACAUCCCCCUUCUUUAAGGUGACUGUGUUUGAUCGGGAGCAUUUCCAGGGCAAGUGUCUGGAGUUCACCUCCGAGUGCUGCAACAUCCAUAACUGCGGCCUGGACAACAUCCGCUCCAUCCGAGUGGAGAGUGGAGCAUGGGUGGGAUUCGAGCACCAUGACUUCCAGGGCCAGCAGUUCAUCCUGGAGAGGGGCGAGUACCCAAACUGGGAUGCCUACAGUGGCUCCCUGUCCUACCACAACGAGCGCUUCAUGUCCUUCCGCCCCAUCUACUGCGCUUCUCACCACAGCAGCCGUAUGAUGAUCUUUGAGAGAGAGAACUUCAUGGGCCAAUGCACCGAGCUGUGCGACGACUACCCCUCCCUGCAGGCCAUGGGCUGGUUCAGGCCCGAGGUGGGAUCCAUGCACGUUCAGUGUGGAGCCUUUGUGUGCUAUGAGUACCCGGGCUACAGAGGCCAGCAGUACAUCAUGGAGUGUGAGAAACACAGCGGAGACUACCAGCACUGGAGGAACUGGGGCUCCCACUGCCAGACUCCCAAGAUCCAGUCCAUCAGACGCAUCAGGGACUGAGAUGGAACGGAUUAGGACUGGCAACAGCCACGGCUCAGGCUCACACCUGGACGCUGUGCUUUAGAGGUUUGACUAUGGGCCAAAAGCCUGAACUUUAGAUUUGUUUCGGAGUUUAAGGCUUGAAUUGUCAGGACCGCAACUACAACGCAAACCAUCAGUGACGUAGAAGCUACCUCUUUAUCCCCGCUCAUAUUCAUAUUUCUGUUAAGACUCAUUUUGUUUUGGUACAAAUAAAGCUCAGAUUGAGAACCUGA